AUGGCAUCUGCGUUCGUCCAGUUGGUGACAAACCCUUCAAGGCCUGGGCCUUCGGUUCCAAGUCCGCCUGAACAUCCACAGACGCCAGAAGUGGCGGAGACGCCACCGCGUAUCGAAGCUAACCCGGACGUGGGCUUUGAAGAUGACGACGAUGCCGACUCGGCAAUCGACGCCGCGAGCGUUGUCUCGUCUACUGCAUCGCUGUCGGAAAGCAUGUUCGACUACCGGAAACUGCACGGCCGAACAUAUCAGAACAGCAAGACAACCGAAUACUGGGCUCCGAACGACGAGCAGCAGAACGACGGGCUUGAUAUGAUUCACAACGCUUUGUUGAUGGUGCUGGACGAUGAGCUGUACCUCGCGCCGAUCGGCAACAACCCGCAACGAGUGCUCGAUGUCGGCACCGGGACGGGAAUCUGGGCGAUUGACUUCGCGGACCAAUAUCCGGAUGCCGAAGUUGUUGGCACCGAUAUUAGCCCAAUCCAACCGACUUGGGUCCCGGCUAACCUCCGCUUCGUCAUCGACGACUGUCUUCUCGAGUGGAUGUGGCCAGAGAACCACUUCGACUUCGUCCACCUCCGAUGUCUUUACGGGAGCAUACCAGACUGGGAAGGACUGUAUCGCUCAGCGUACCGACAUCUGAAGCCAGGCGGUUGGGUCCAAAACCUAGAGUUCGACGUCAACAUCCAGUCAGAUCACGUCGACCUUCCGGAGGAUCACAUAUUCCACGAGUGGAGGCGUAUUUUCGACGAAGGCGGGGCCAAGAUGGGACGCUCUUUUUCUAUUGCCAGAGGACACACCAUGAAGCACAAUAUGGAGGCGGCCGGCUUCGUGGAUGUCGUGGAGAGGAAGAUCAAGGUUCCCAUGCACGGGUGGCCCAGGGAUGAUAGAUUACAGCACGCGGGAUAUCUAAUCCAGAUGGCGUUUGACCAGAGUCUCGAAGGAUUCGCCACCUUCUUGAUGACGGAGAUCCUGGGAUGGGAUCCACGAGAGGCAACUGUCCUUGGAGCCCAAAUGAGACGAGAGAUCAGGAAAAAGUCCAACUACUGCUGGUGUGAGACUACUAUCGUCUACGGCCGCAAGCCUUUCAACCCUUAA
Molecule: messenger RNA, 1098 nt
Organism: Colletotrichum karsti
Lineage: Eukaryota; Fungi; Ascomycota; Sordariomycetes; Glomerellales; Glomerellaceae
Product: methyltransferase domain-containing protein
Exons: 2
Coding region: 1-1098 (365 amino acids)
Molecular function (GO): methyltransferase activity
Source: RefSeq, a predicted model, not a curated record